AUGGGUCAAGAAACACUGAAAGGGCUCUUCGCUGAUUGGCUGAGAAAAAGAAAGCAAAGAAUGGAAUGUGCAGCCCCCAGUAAUGGGGAGUUACUACCUGGAAAGGAUAUUGGUAUAAGAAGUCAUACAACUUCAAGAAUGGAUGGAAGUUCUGAGACUAAUGCAAUGGUUUAUCCUCCGUUUCAAUUCUCAGACAUUUCCCUUCUUUCCAUUAUUACUGAGGGAAGCCGUGGAGGUCAAUGGGGGAAGAAGUUAACCCAUUUAGAUGGUACUGAGGAUGAAAAAGACUUCCCAGGGUGGUUUCUCGAAUGCGUAUUGAAUAAUUCGUUACCUUCUUCUAACGAAAAUACCAAGUAACGUUCAGCCUUCCUGUUGUGUCUGCCAAGAAGAAAACUUGUUUGCAGAUUAUGCCUAUUUUGCAUUUAUUCAUUGUUAGAGCAUGCAAACUUUUAAGAACGAUGCAUAUGAUUGAUACAAGUUGUAAACAUAUCCUUCUGUUUGUAACUUGUAUGAUGAUACUACA
Molecule: messenger RNA, 523 nt
Organism: Vigna umbellata (rice bean)
Lineage: Eukaryota; Viridiplantae; Streptophyta; Magnoliopsida; Fabales; Fabaceae
Source: RefSeq, a predicted model, not a curated record